AUGUCGUCAAACUUGGAUGCUAAGAAGCGCAGCAACUUGAAACGUCCUGAUGUUGGUGUCAGAGACAAAAAACUCGAAGUUUUGAACGCGCAAUUGAAGAAAGUCGACACCGAGGUGCAGGCAAUUAGAAAGCAGAUCGAUCAACACCAAUUGGGAUCCGGUGCACAGGACGAGCGUUCCAAGUUGCACCAGGACCUCCGCGAUAUCAUUAAGGUGCAGAGCGACCUCAAGUCCCGCAGACAAACCGUUCACGAUAAGAUUAGGUCCUUGGAUAGCGAUAUCAAACGCAAGGACGGGCAAAUCUCUGCGAAAAUUGGGACCAAGUCCCGGUACCAAUCCGUCGAUGAGAUCAAAUCCCGUAUCGCGGAAAUUGACGCCGAUGUGUCCUCCGGCCAGCUAUCGUUAGUGCAAGAAAAACUGCACGUCAAGGAAAUGCAAUCUCUCAACAAGCUCAUCAAGGACUUCCAAGCCGUUGACCCAAUCAAGAAAUCGAUUGACCAAGACCGUGCCUCGAUUGCGUCUUUGAAGCAAGAAUUGAACGAAAUGAACCCAAGAGAGGUUUCUGCCAAGUUCGAAGCGACUCAAAAGAAGUUGAACGACGUGCAAUCCAAGAACCAAGUCGUCUACGACAAGCGUCAGACUUUGUUUGCCAAGCGUUCCGCUUUGUACAAAAAGCGUGACGAGAUCUACUCUCAAAUCAACCAGAUUAGAUCCGACUUUGACAACGAAUUCCAAGCUUUCAAGGGGAAAUUGGAAAAAGAACGCUUGAAGCGUGAAGAAGACCAGAAAUUGUCUAAACUCUUGGAAGAGAAAGACACCGCUUUGGGCAAAUUGCAAGAGAAAUUGUUGCAUGCCCGUCAACCAGCGUUCACUUACGAGAUCGGCGCCAUCGAAAACGUCUUGGUGGUUCUAGAUCCAACCUACGUCAAGCCUAAGAAACAAACGUUGGAAGCGCUUGCUUCAACUUCGGAGCCAAAGGCCGAAAUCAAGAAAGUUGAGGCCGACGAUUUGGUGCCUAUCGUGAAGGAAAAAGAAGAAUUCUUCGCGGGCGGUUCGAAAUCUAAGAAGAACAAGAAGAAGCAAUCUUCCAACUCCACUAAAUUUUCCUUGGAGCCAACUAUGAUCGCCUUGCUAGCUGAGCUGGACGUGGCGGUUCCUUUGAGCAAAGAAGAAGUUCCAAAAACGGUGGAGCAAUUGAAAGCUAAGCAUGAAGAACUCUCCUCCAAGCAAGACGAGCAAACCGAAAAGAACAUUUCCGCUGCUGAAAAACAAAUAAAAGACUUGGAGUUGAGCUUUGAGAAAAAGGAGGAACAAGUGAAGAAGGAACUCGAAGAAAAAAGAGCCGCUGAGAAGAAAGAAGAUGACUAA
Lachancea mirantina is the source of this 1368-nucleotide messenger RNA. Lineage: Eukaryota; Fungi; Ascomycota; Saccharomycetes; Saccharomycetales; Saccharomycetaceae. The record is from the annotation of a GenBank genome assembly.